Neocloeon triangulifer is the source of this 1295-nucleotide messenger RNA. It is a transcript of the gene CBP, whose product is annotated as sarcoplasmic calcium-binding protein. The transcript has 6 exons. Lineage: Eukaryota; Metazoa; Arthropoda; Insecta; Ephemeroptera; Baetidae. Gene Ontology annotation, molecular function: calcium ion binding. The coding region runs from base 212 to 982 and encodes 256 amino acids. The record is from RefSeq and is a predicted model, not a curated record.
UCCGACCAAAAUAAAAAUAAAACGAGCGCUGGCGGCCACGCGAUAAAGUUCUAGCAAGCUGAUCAACAAGUAGCAACUCUCUGUUUUGUUUCUUCCUUUUGCCUCAGUAAGGUGCACGUCCGAAAAUCAGUGUGGAACAAGAUUUGAUUGAUAAGGGCAGUGUGUGUUGACCGAAGAUUAGAGCGUCUCGAAUUCGGGCCGAAGAGAGUCGAUGGCCGCGAAAGCGUUCCUGUUGCUAAGACGACUGGGACCCCAGCUCGUGGGUGCCCAGUGGGCUUCCAAAGGCCCGACCCUGCUUGCCAAUACUAGGGUCAUCAACCUCCAGGUCUUGAGAGCUUUGAGUUUCAAGGAUGACGGCGGAAGGGCUUCUGUAGCUCGCAAUGUGGAGACAGACUCUGCGUCCAGCUCGGACAGCGACUCUGACAGGAAAACAGAAAAGGGCACAACCGACUUCUGGCGACAAAAGAUGCGCACCGUCCACGCGAUCUUCGAUUUGAACAAGGAUGGCGUCAUUUCGUGGGACGACUUUGGCAUGCUGGGCGACCGGUUCAUUGACCUGGGCCACCUCACUCCUGAGCAAGAGACUGGAUUCAGGAAAACGCUGAAGAGUAUUUGGGAGGAGCAGUGGGGCCCGGCCGACCCUUACAACAUGGUCAACGCAUACCAGUACCUUGACAACAUGCACCACGUGAUCAAUGACAAAUCACUCAAGAAGAAGGCGCACAGGUUCCUCCCUUUCCUUUUCAAGGCUGUUGACAAGGACAGGAGCGGUGAAAUCUCAGUCGAGGAGUACAAGCUCUUCUUCAGGUGUCUUGGACUUAAAGAAGAGGAAGCUGUAGUUGCUUUCAGAGCCAUCGACUACAACAACGACAAUCGUCUGAGCCUCAAAGAGUUUGUGAAAGUUGGUCGCGAGUUCUUCAGUUCUGAAGAUGAAAAGAAACCCAGCAAGCACUUCUGGGGACCCCUGAUCCAAGACCACUGAUUGAGAACUGGGCAGCACCGAACUAGUUGAUGACACUCGCAUUUUGGUCAAACCACUGGAUAUUGAAAAAAAAAAUGAGCAAUAUUAAUGGUUAAAUUUGUAAAUAUUUGUGAUAGUUGCUACUUGCUCACACGAAAUGAUUCAAAAUCUUUACAAAAUUUAUUAAUGAAAUUAUAGCAGCUCCUAUAGGCACCAAUCACAUUGGUAGAAUUUUUGCUACUUUAUAUUUUUUUGUACAUAUAAGUGGGAUAGAAAAAUAAAGGUGAAAAUUUCGCACGUGAAAAGCGAUUCAAAAAUAAAAUAUUUUUCUUCA